Molecule: messenger RNA, 704 nt
Organism: Dermacentor andersoni
Lineage: Eukaryota; Metazoa; Arthropoda; Arachnida; Ixodida; Ixodidae
Source: RefSeq, a predicted model, not a curated record
UGUCUUCAGUACUAGCUCAUAUAGAGCACUACUUCGACCACCUGCUGGCUGACAUGACUCCGCACAAGUGGCUAAACUUGCUCGCCGUCGAGAAAUUCUCCGAGGCUGUCCAUGCAAAGGGUGCCCCACUUGAUAAUUGCUGGGCCUUCAUCGAUGGAACGGCACGUCAGAUUUGUCGCCCAACGGUGGACCAGCAAGAGCACUAUUCAGGGCACAAGAGGCACCACGUGCAAAAAUAUCAAGCGGUGAUGUGCCCAAAUGGCAUAGUUUGCCAACUGGAUGGGCCUUUCAAGGGGCGACGUCAUGAUGCGGGCAUUCUCAAGGAAACCAAGCUCUACGAGAACCUUGAGAAAAUCACAAUGGGCAGGAAGUUUGUCAUUUAUGGCGACCCAGCCUAGCCUUUCCCACUCCUAUACAAGCCAUUUGGAGGCACUACCCUGCAGCCUUAUGAAGCGUUCUUUAACAAGGGCAUGAGCAGGGUGCAACAAGCUGUGGAGUGGGGCUUUGCUAAGGUUGCCACAGAGUUUGCUUUUGUGGACUUCCACAAAAAUCAAAAGAUGUCAUAUCAGAGAGUGGGGCGCAUGUACCGUGCGGCAACCCUGCUUGCCAACUGCCAUACGUGUCUGUAUGGCAGUCAAGUGUCUGACUUUUUUGAUGUUUGCCCCCCGUCACUUGACGAGUAUCUGGUGCCACAUUCCAUAUGA